GGGUUAAUAUGUGAUGUCAUGUGACCCACACUCAGCCAUCUUGUGGAAAACGAAUAGAGAGAGCCACUCAGCAACACGCAUACUAUCUCUGAGCUGUCACAACAAGUAGAGAACCUUGAGGAAAAAUGGCCGAAACCCAGACACUUAAUUUUGGACCAGAAUGGCUCCGUGCCCUGUCUGGAGGUGGCGGUGGUGGCAUUGGUGGAGGCAGCAAUGCUGUUGCCUCUCCGCCUCUCUCGCCUGCAUUGCCAAAGUAUAAACUUGCAGACUAUCGUUACGGGAGAGAAGAAAUGUUAGCACUUUAUGUAAAGGAUAACAAGAUCCCUAUAGACCUACAAGAUAAGGAGUUCUUACCCAUACUGCAAGAGGAACCCUUACCACCUCUGGCACUCGUGUCUUUUACAGAGGAAGAACAGAGAAACUUUUCCAUGUCUGUAAACAGUGCAGCUGUACUUCGGCUGACAGGGCGGGGGGGUGGCCCAAUAGCCGGGGCACCAAGAGGCCGAAGUACCUCAAGAGGUAGAGGGCGGGGAAGAGGAGACGGAGGGUUUUACCAAAGAAGUUUUGAUGACGUUGAAGGUUUUGGUCGCGGAGGAAGGGAAAUGCACCGUUCUCAAAGCUGGGAGGAACGGUAUUGGAAUGAAAAAAUGGGGGACCGACGAUUUGAAAAGCCAGGUCGAAAGGACCCAGCUGAUGUUGCUCCGGGGCAUUUUCAGAUCAAUCACAUUCGAGGCCCAUAUGAGGACGGAGGGACAGGACUCCCAAGGAAGCACGACUUUACGCGUUCAGAGAGUGAAAACUGGCGUACUACUCGAGACGAUCAGAACGGUGAGGGUGAUGAGGGGGGCUGGCGCCUGCUGGGUUCUCAAUGGGAGAACGACCGGUGGUGCCCCCCGAGCCCAGAUGGGCCUCGGUCAGCAGGCUGGCGGGAACUUCCGGAGCAGCGUCGACAUUUUCCGUUUGAUGCAAGAGAAGACGAGCGCGGCUACAGAAGGCAGAGGUCUGGCAGCGGCAGCUUGGAUGACGAGAGGGACAGCUUACCCGAGUGGUGUCUAGAGGAUGCAGAUGAAGAGGCAGGCACAUUUGACUCUUCUGGAGCCUUUCUCUCUCAUAAGAAAGCCUCAAAGGAACCGAUUCCAGAAGAAGCAGAGCUCGACUUCAGACCCUUGGAGGAGUGUGACGAAGGCCUGGAGGAGCUGGAUACCCCGACCAGGGAAACCAAAGAAUCAGAAAAAGAAGCCAAAAGGGAAGCAGACAGAAAAGUUUCAGAGAUGUCCAGAAGUUCAGAUGAAGCUCCAGCUGUUGUUCCACUUGUUGCUCAGGCCGUCUCGGAGACCCUGCCCCCUUCACAGAGUUUGUCCCCCAUCAAGCCCAACAGAACAGAGGAGUCUGAGAGGCCGGCUGAACGGCAGCCCCCCCUGGAGCUCCCACCAGAGUCCUGCAAAGCCCCCUUGCGUGUCCCCAUGUCCUCCAGCAUGUUGGACUCCCUUCCUAUGACCCACAUUUCCACCACCCUACCAGAAGGAUCUGUUCCAUCGUCCACUGUUCAGCUACCGAAGCAGAAGCCAAUAGAGGUUUCUGUGUCAUUGAACAAUCACUCACCCUUCACAUCGAGUUUAAUAGCACCUAUAAGCAGGCCCACCACUGUGCCACAUGACACUGAUGAAGAUGAGGGACUAAAACACUUUGAACAAGAGGCUGAAAAGAUGGUAGCGUACCUCCAAGACAGUGUGGUGGAUGACGACAGACGUUCAGCAAAGACUUCAGGGAAGCCCAAGUCUGCAGGUCUGCCUCUAACCCACGAAGCCGCUCUCAAGUGGUUCUACAAAGACCCACAGGGGGAGAUACAGGGUCCGUUCAACAAUCCGGAGAUGUCGGAGUGGUUUCAGGCUGGUUACUUCACUAUGUCUUUGUUGGUCAAAAGAGGGUGUGAUGAAGUGUUUCAGGCUCUGGGGGAGAUGAUGAAGAUUUGGGGGAGGGUACCGUUCACCCCAGGGCCUGCACCUCCACCACUACAAGCGGAUGGUGACCAAGAAAGGUUAAAGAGGCAGCAGGAGCUCACUGCUCUCAAUCUUUACCAGCUACAGCAGCUCCAGUAUCAGUACCUCCUCAGGCAACAGUACGCCCAGGCGAUGGCCCAGCAGAAGGCCCUAGUUCUUAACUCGGCUCCUCUCCAGCAGCAGCAGCAGCACCAACAGCAGAUAAACGGGCUUCUCCAGCAAUACCAGGCUCUUAAGAUAAGCGCUUCUGAGAGUCUUCUACCUCCUGUUACCCGAUCCUCCGGCUCUGUGUGGGAAAUGCAGAACCCCUCCUCGCAGGCCUCCUGCAAACCAAACCUACCACAAGCUUCCACAAGCACAUGGGAAGGCAGCAGUGUCUGGGAUUUGCCGAUAGACUCGAUGGCUCAGGCUCCAACUAUCGAGCAGAUGCAGCAGUUUGAGAAGGCGAAGUCUGCAAAGUUGGAACUGGAGAGACGGGAGGCGGAAAUCAGAGCAAAACGAGAGGAAGAGGAGAGGAAACGCUUGGAGGAAGCUCUCAGGGCUCGACAGGAAGAAGAACGGAAACGACUGGAAGAGGAAGAGCUGGCACGACAAAAACAGGAGGAGGCAUUGAGACGGCAAAGGGAACAAGAGGAGGCGAUACGUAGGAAAAAAGAAGAAGAGGAGAGACUGGCACAGGAGGAGGCUCUCCGGCAGUUAGAGGAGAGGCGGAGGGAAGAGGAAGAGAAAAGGAAGCGGGAAGAGUUCCUUCGCAAGCAGGAAGAGGAGCGCAGAAAGCAAGAAGAAUUAGAAGCAUUAAGGAGAUAUGAAGAGGAGAAAAGGGCUGAGGAGGAGGCGGCGGCAGCUGCUGCUGCUGCCUCUGCAGCAGCUGCUGCUGCUGCUGUUCUUGCACAGCAGCAAGAGGAGCUAAAACGGAAAGAGCAGGAGGCCCAAAGACUGCUGGAGCUGCAGAGACAGAGGCAGCAGCAGCAGGAGGCCCUCAGAAGGCUGCAGCAGCAACAACAGCAACAACAGCAGCUUGCACAAAUCAAGCUCCCAUCCUCUUCUAAGUGGGGUCAGCAGUCGACGAGCUCUCUAAACCACUCUCAGAACGCCCUGUCACUUGCCGAGAUCCAGAAACUAGAGGAGGAGAGGGAACGGCAGACACGGGAGGAGCAGAGACGUCAGCAGCAGGAGCUCAUCAAGCAGCAACAGCAGCAGGCCCUGCAGCAAGCCCAGCAGUCCCAAGCCAAGCUGUCUGGUUGGGGUAACAUGACCAAGCAGCCAGUUAUGACUAAGUCUUUGCUGGAGAUUCAGAGGGAGGAGGCUCAGCAGAUGAAGCAGAGGAAGGAGCAGCAGCACCAUCAACACCCCAUCGCCACCCAACAAACCCGACCUCAGAACAGAACUGUAUGUAGCGAGCAUGCAGUCUUCAGUCAAAGCAGUGGUCAAGUAGCUGUAACUCGUUAUCGUCUCCUUCCACAGACAUCACUGAGUAGCUCGGUGUGGGGGUCUGUCACCACCAGCACUAACUGGGUCUCGGACCCCAGCAGCAUCUGGGGCGACACCCAGAACUCAAACAUGGGCUUCUGGGACGAGGCUGUGAAAGAAGCUGUCCAACAACCUCCCCAGAACAAAAAAGGCAACUCUCAGAAGAACAAUAAGGGCAACGCCAACCUCAGCAACUCCCUGAGUGGGCGAACCAGUAAGAAGGCUGACGAGGAAGAAAAGCUGCUAAAGUUGUUCCAGGGGGUCAGUAAGAGCCAGCAGGACACCUUCAUACAGUGGUGUGAGCAAACGCUGCACACACUGAACACAGCCAACAAUCUGGAUGUUCCUACAUUUGCAUCCUUCUUAAAGGAAGUGGACUCGCCAUACGAGGUGCACGACUACAUCAGGGCCUAUUUAGGAGACACUACUGAAUCCAAGGACUUUGCCAAGCAGUUUCUGGAACGUCGUGCCAAACAGAACUCUAACCAACAGAAACAGGCGCCGUCGAACCAACAAGUCAAGCAGCAGCAGCAGGAUUCGGUGUGGGGUGGAACAGGAUCUUCAACGAUCUACCCGUCCAACCACACGAGCGUCCAGCAGCAGCAGCGGUUUGAGACAGUCACCUCAGGGAAGAAGAAAAAGAAGCAGAAGAUGGUUCGAGCAGACCCCAGCCUUUUAGGUUUUUCUGUGAACGCAUCAUCUGAGAGGUUGAAUAUGGGAGAAAUUGAGACUUUGGAGGACUUUUAAGGGACGGCAGCCAAGUAACUCCUACUGACUGUAUCCCAUUUGAACAGCAGCUGUUUUACCCAAACCUCUGCCCCAUUACUGCUUCCUCAAGUUUCACCUUUACAUUUCCGUUUCCCCUUUAAUCAGGCUGGUCUUUUCGAAAAACAAAGCAAGCAAAGAAUCAGAUGGUGAAAAAACCACGACCUUCUGGAGAAAACACACAAAAGAAUCUUCAGCAUACACAGAUUUGGGCUCCAUCAUACUUGGACUUUUUUUUUAAGUGUGGAAAUAAGGGUGGGUGCAAUAAGGUUAAAGAUGGAGAAAAUAUAUAUAAUUGUUUUUGUUUUAUUUAUUGAAAGCCCCUCCUUCCUCCCUGCUCCUCAUCUCCUUCUGCAGCUGGGUGUUCGUGGAUAAUGAUGGCAAACUUAAAGCCAGAGGAUUCGUUACAACUUAUGUCCUGUUUUAAGGACAUGUUCAAAAGUUCCAACUAGUUAUCUAUUUCUUGUAAAAUACUAGACUGUUUAAAGAAUAAACUUUCAAUUCUGCAUCUGUAUUAUAAUAUAUGAAACUUAUCUACUGGAGUCAUACUUUUUUAUUGCAGUAUGAAAGAAUAAAACAGUCUGGUGUGUGGGCUGUUAA
Molecule: messenger RNA, 4835 nt
Organism: Nothobranchius furzeri (turquoise killifish)
Lineage: Eukaryota; Metazoa; Chordata; Actinopteri; Cyprinodontiformes; Nothobranchiidae
Gene: gigyf2
Product: GRB10 interacting GYF protein 2
Biological process (GO): insulin-like growth factor receptor signaling pathway
Cellular component (GO): vesicle; membrane; cytosol
Molecular function (GO): protein binding
Source: RefSeq, a predicted model, not a curated record